This is a messenger RNA of Asparagus officinalis (garden asparagus), 2459 nucleotides long. RefSeq lists its product as uncharacterized. Gene Ontology annotation, cellular component: RNA polymerase III complex; nucleus. The record is from RefSeq and is a predicted model, not a curated record. The coding region runs from base 247 to 1356 and encodes 369 amino acids. NCBI's taxonomy places the organism in Eukaryota, Viridiplantae, Streptophyta, Magnoliopsida, Asparagales, Asparagaceae. Gene Ontology annotation, biological process: DNA-templated transcription. The transcript has 11 exons.
AGAGUGUACAGAGAUAUAGUUGGAAGUGCUUACUAUUUUGCUCCUGAGGUUCUUAGGCGCAACUAUGGAAAAGAAAUCGAUAUCUGGAGUGCUGGGGUUAUCUUAUACAUUCUUCUCAAUGGGGUACCUCCUUUCUGGGCCGAAACUGAGAAAGGAAUAUUUGAUGCGAUACUACAAGGCGAUAUUGACUUCGAUAGUUCACCAUGGCCAUCUAUAUCAGAUAGUGCCAAAGAUUUAAUCAGGAAGAUGCUGACCCAGGAUCUGAAGAAAAGAAUUACUGCAGCCCAAGUCCUUGCUUCAUAUCAUGCAAUACCCUCUGAUGCCUUGUUGGCGCCCCUACAAGGUUGCGGAAAAAAAAAGGUGAAGAUGAAUGUUACAAAUUCAGAAAUGGAAAUUGCUUUGGAAUCUAUGGAUAUAAAUAGAGAUGCUCCUGAGCCGGCAUUAUCAUCAACCAGGACAGGCUGCACUACAGGAUAUGCUACAGGAAUUCUGAUAGGGAACAAGUUACACCUCAAUCCUAUUACUGAAAUCUUACAGUUUCACCCAUCUUUGAAACAUAUUGAUGAUUUCGAGGUGCAAAAAAGCAAGAAUACAACUCAAGAAAUCAUUGAAUCUGAUAAGCCUUGCGUUUCGCUGAAAUAUAAUUCCAUGGGCAGUGAAAUUUCACGCAAAUACCUUAAAAAGAUGACAGCACUGAAUGAUCUUAAAAAGAUGACAGCACUGGAUGAUCUCUCUACAAUGGGCCCGUCUGAAUAUCUAGCCCCUUUGUGCCUGAGAGCAACUGUCGAGGGGGAAGUACAAAAACCUUCAUCAAGUUUACUUGUAGUUUCAUGCUAUAUCAAUUUGAAGCUAUCCCCAUUAUUAUUUUUUAAUAUAUCAAGCUUUCUUUUGCAGAAAAGUCAAGUAAAUCACUUUAAUGCUCUUUUGCAUCUCGAUCUUACUGAAUCAGAAGAAGUUUUCUUGAAUAUGCUUGAAGGCUUAGCCUAUUUGGUGCAAGGACCAUGGGUUUCCAAAAGUUCUUUGAUAUAUGAUGGUGAUGAAGAAUGGAUAAGAGACUACAUUUUAUUCCUGUUUAGUCAGAAUCUCGUCAUUAAGAAGAGAAAGCUGGAAGAGUUAAAAAUAGAUGAUUCUGCUUUGAGACAACUAUUUACUCCACUAGCUUAUGAAAGAGAGCUUUUUGACGAUUGGAAAUUCAUAGAGGAGCGUGAUUUUACUUUCAUAAAACAACAUCCAGAAGUUCAUGAGAAGCAUGAAGAUGCUUGGAAGCGGAGAGGUGGACUUCUAGAGGACUAUAUCAGAGAAAGAGUAGCUCAACAUGUUGGAAGCGUAGAAUUGUCAAAAAGCUCCCUUUCAUAAGCUAGUGGAGUAAGUAGUUGUCUCAAAGCAGAAUCAUCUAUUUCUAACUCCUCCAGCUUUCUCUUCUUAAUGACGAGAUUCUGGCUAAACAGGAACAAAAUGUAGUUUCUUAUCCAUUCUUCAUCACCAUCAUAUAUCAAAGAACUUUUGGAAACUCAUAGUCCUUGCACCAAAUAGACUAAGCCUUCAAACAUAUUCAAGAAAACUUCUUCUGAUUCAGUAAGAUCGAGAUGCAAAAGAGCAUUAAAGUGAUUUACUUGUCUUUUCUGCAAAAGAAACCUUGAUAUAUUAAAAAAAUGUAAUAGGGAUAGAAGCAUGAAGAUGCUUAGAAGCGGAGAGGUGCACUUCUAGAGGACUAUAUCAGAGAAAGAGUAGCUCAACAUGUUGGAAGCGUAGAAUCAGCAACUCAGUGGAAUGAGGAUAAGAAUUCUGUCAGACAGGCUCUUUUACAUAUUUUAUCUGACGGUAGAGCUCAUGGGUAAUGUUUGCAUUAUUUACCUUUUCCUAGAACAAGUUUCCUUUCCCCCUCACUGUUUAUAUUUGUUAGUCUUGAUGUGCAAAAAAUGCUAUGUUCUGUCAGUACGAGUUUUGUUUUCUGAUCCUCCCAUUUCACGAAGUUGCUCAAUAUUCCCAAGUAUAUUUCAUAUGGAGGAACAACUAGAAGCACUUGUACUAGGGCAAUGAUAAAGUUGGUUAUACUUUCUUGAUGUCUUUCUUUCCCAAAAAUUUAGAUGCUUAUGACAUAGAGGUUGCCUGUAUAGGAAAAAUAUCAUAAGCUGUUUACAACUUGCUCAAAAAUAUUGAUGAUAUCCAUAAUUUGCAAAGGAAAUUCUUAAUCAACGAAGUGAUGAGUUGUGAAAUGCUCUUAUCGCAUGAUGGUGCUAUUGUUAGGCCUAAAUAAUGAUGAGGACAUCCAGGCACGUGCACAGGAUUUUCGUCGUGUUUAUCAACGUAGGAGACGCCGUAUUUCAGCCGUGCAUCAGAUCCCUGCGAUAUGGUUUUGAUGUUUUAGAUUUUGUUUUUUUAGUUAUUUUUCAGUUAGUAGUUGAUUUCAGAUUUGAAUUGUGAGAUGAUAUUUGUUAGUUAUUUAGUUUGUUAUUGGA